Molecule: messenger RNA, 1692 nt
Organism: Cladocopium goreaui
Lineage: Eukaryota; Dinophyceae; Suessiales; Symbiodiniaceae
Source: the annotation of a GenBank genome assembly
AUGGUGAAACUCACGGAAAACCUUCAAAGAUCCUUGCAGAAUCGGAGUGUGCUGGAGGCGAAGAUGGCCGAGUUGCGUCCAGCACAGCAAAAUCACCUUCUUCGCAGGAGAGCAGCGGAGGAAAAUGCUUGGAAACUCUUACGCGAUACGCAGUUGCAUGAUGAGGAGUUAUGUGACCUGCAGAAAGCUCUGAAAGCAAAGUGCGAGGAGAAGGAGUCCAUCCCUGGGCUGGAGAAGCGGCUGCAUGAACUGCAGCAGCAACGUGAGGAGCUCACGCGACUUUCCCAGGAGGCAUCUCGCGACGCCCGGGAGGCAGCAACCUUAGAGGCUGAGGCGACACAGCUGAAAGCCAAGGCCACUGAAGAGGUUCAGCGAGAACUGGCUUUGGAUCGAGCCCUCUUGGCACGCAGAACUUCUUUGCAGUGCCGCAUCUUCAGAGCCCUGGCAGAGUAUGCAGCUGGGAUGCAGAAAUACGAUGAAUUUGGAGCUAGAAUGGCUGAAUGGCUAUUUCAGGUUUGGGAGCACAAACGCGAGGAAGAGGAGGAACGACGGAGGCUCCAGAGCUGGUUCUGCAGCAAAGGUCCCCAGUUCCUUGGUGCCUGGCACGCCCGCGCCGCGAAGCUCCUCUCCCUGCGCCGCACCUUGGAUGUGGCAGAUGUGGCGCAGCUGCAAGUGGCGUUCCAACAGUGGGCCGAGGUCUUUGAGGAGGAGCGCCUCUGGAGCCGUUUCGCGCUUCGCGUAACGCAAUGGCGUCGAAGGCAUCUACGACGAGUCGGCCUUGUGCUGUGGAGAGCUGGUGUCAAGCAGAGCAAACGACAGGACUUAUGGCCUCACCAUCGGAUAUUGCUGUCGAAAGUGCUGCAGAAGUGGCACGAGGUCUCCCUGGCUGCUCUUCAUCUUUGCGAACGCCUCACCUGGGCUGAGACGCACUUUCUGGUGAUGCAGCUGUCGUUUCAGAGGGCCGUUCUUCGCCGCUGGCAGCUGCAGUGUCAGGAAACGGCCAAACGUGCAAAGAGGCUGAAAGAUCACUGCAAGUUUCAACAACGAAAGAAAAAUCUUCGGUCCUGGCGCACACUUUGGCUUUUCCACGGCGCUUUUCGAGGGCCGCUCCGGCCACUCUUCCGACGCUGCCUGAGAAGGGCCUUUCGGGCCUUCCAACUGAAUCUGCUGCUGGCGUCCGUCGCCCUGCACAACGCUCGACGACGUCUCCGACGCUCCUUCGAUGCCUUGCAACGGCAAGGGCGCCAGGACAAGCCGGUCCAGACCCGCCCACGAAGAGUCAUGGUUGUUUGGGGAUGGUGGCGAUUUCUGGCAAAGCAGUCCCGACAACUGAAAGCUCGCCGAGAGAAGUGGAAAAGAUUCCUCUUACAGAAGAGGCUACAGCACUGGCAUCGAUUUGUAGAGAUCCGCAAGCGGACCAAACGCGAUGCUUGGAGAACGUUUCGCAACAUCUGCAGCAGCAGGAGGCGGAGGCGCUUGCUGCUUGAAGGCUUCCAGGGACGGCGCAAAAACCAUGACCUCCACCGGAGCUUCAUGGCCUUCCUGAUCUGCUGGGAAAGAGCUGCAAGACAAAGGCGUCAAUCGAUGCAUUGCGCUGAAGAGGAGUGCCAAGCAUUGGCGGAGCGCUUGCAGCUAGCAGAGCGGCAGACUCAAGAGCUGCAGGACGUGCAGGAAUGCAGGGAGCUUCUAUGA